AUGAUUCCACAGCGGUUCAGCCUGGUGAACAUCGCUGCGAUGGGAGUGGCGAUCCUCCUGUUCUUUGCCUUGGCUGCUAUGCUCCUGGCAUCCAGACGUUCACCCGUCCGACAGCCCCACAUCGUGUUCAUACUCGCUGAUGACAUGGGAUGGAACGACGUGAGUUACAACGGCUGCCCCCAGAUAAGGACACCGAACAUCGACGCGCUCGCCUGGAACGGCAUCCGCCUACAGCGCUACUACACACAGCACAUGUGCACGCCUUCCCGGGCGGCACUCAUGACCGGACGAUAUCCGAUUCACACAGGUAUGCAGCACUUCGUCAUCCUCCAGAUGGAACCCCGUGGGCUGCCCUUGAAGUUUAAGCUUCUUCCUCAAUGGCUUGGCGAUCUGGGAUACGUCUCUCAGAUGCUAGGAAAGUGGCAUCUGGGAUUCUACAAGAAGGAAUACACCCCGACAAUGAGAGGCUUCCAGAAGCAUAUUGGCUCCUGGGGUACCUUUGUAGACUACUACUCUCACGUAAGAUUUAAUAAUAUAGGGUGGCUGCUAGGACUCGAUUUCCGACAGGGUUUAUCAGAGGGCCGGGAAUUCGAUGGCAAGUAUUACACCGAGUUCAUGGCAGAAGAGGCUACCAAGGUCAUCGAAAACCACCCCCAGGAGAAGCCACUCUUUCUGUAUCUGGCGCAUCUAGCACCACAUGUUGCAAACCAGAAUGAUCCUCUGCAGGCCCCGAAGAAAUACAGCGACAAGUAUCACGACAUAGGCCACUGGAACAGAACUCUGUACGCGGGCAUGGUGUCCGCACUCGACGAGUCGGUGGGCGCCGUUGUUGAAGCCCUUGGAAAACGAGGAAUGUUGAGCGACACUGUUUUGGUGUUCUCAUCGGACAACGGUGGCGACACGAACGGCGAAUAUCCAAACUACGCAUCUUCCUGGCCCUUCAAGGGGCAGAAACGAACACUAUGGGAAGGAGGUAUCCACGUCCCCGGCUUCAUCUGGAGCCCGUUGUUCAGCGGAAUGCGGGGCUUCGACUACAAUAAUAUUUUUCACAUCAGCGACUGGUUGCCCACCUUAUACCAACUUGCUGGCGGUGACCCGUCGGAUCUGGGCGACAUCGACGGGAUCAGUCAUCUAGAUUCACUAAGUCGCCGGUCGGAGACGCCGAGGAAGGAGCUUCUCAUCAACAUAGAUCCGAUCGAAAAUGUCUCCGCUAUCAUUGAGGGUCAUUUCAAACUUGUGAGCGGUGUCGUCAGAGGAGGCGUGCUAGACGAGUGGUUCCAGGUUCCAGGGAACAUCACAUGGGACUACAACAAAGCUCGCCAAGAGUGCGAAACAUCCCUUGUGGCUCGGGUGUUGAGGAACGCCGGUCACGAUGUCGCCUGUGGGUCCGGGAACGGUUCCUACCCGACGCCGAUUAAAUGUGGCAAGAGAGAUCCGAGCAAACCGUGCGUACCAACUGUGGCGCCUUGUCUGUUCGACCUGUCCAAGGACCCCUGCGAAUAUAACAACAUUGCAGAGCAACACAACGAGGUGCUGCAGAGGCUUCUAGGGAAACUAGAAGGAUACCGGAAAACAUCAGUGCCCCCUGGGAAUUUACCUUCAGAUGAACAAGCCGACGCGGCACUGCACAACAAUGUGUGGUCUUCAUGGGGCGACGUUCCUACGUGGCAGUACGAAAAACUAUAA
Molecule: messenger RNA, 1686 nt
Organism: Ixodes scapularis (black-legged tick)
Lineage: Eukaryota; Metazoa; Arthropoda; Arachnida; Ixodida; Ixodidae
Product: arylsulfatase B
Exons: 10
Coding region: 1-1686 (561 amino acids)
Source: RefSeq, a predicted model, not a curated record